GAGAUGUCUCUGGAGGUGCGCUGGUUUCAUCGAGCUGUUGGCUAGUUUCUCCCCACAGAAACAACACAAUGCCUGGGGCGGGUUGCCGUUUGUUGACGUGAAUCCCAUCAAAGCAUACGCCUCCUGAUAUUGACGGCUCAAUUUUGGCUCUCUUUUUUCUCCGUUGUCUACAUUCCCUGCUGUAGUGCUGCUACGUUUAAACCACGAUUCCAUUUCAAUGUCUAUUUGUUAUAAUAUAAUAUUGCAACUGGCUUUCCGCUCAGCGUGGUUCCGGGCUUGAUCCUGAUUUAGCUCUGGUUCUUCCUGUUUCCACCACAGUGCAGCCGGCUCUCAGUACCGAAACCCGGUUCUUAGCUGGCCCCACUCGGCUGCCCGGCAAGAACCAAUACGCUUACGUCGGAGGUUUCUCUGCGAAGUCACCGCAGCUCGUUUUUCCGACCUUUCCGCUGCACCCUGAAGGCGUCCUGACCUUUUACCCAGCAGCACGUUGCAGCAGGCUGUCCGGUGACCGAGCCGCGGGAGAGUGUGUGCGGUGUGUGUGUGUGUAUAGUGUGUGUAUAGUGUGUGUAGGACCGGAAGCCCUCGGUAACCCGUUUCUCUGUCUCUCCGUCACCGGACCCGUUAUCCAGGCUAACGGUUAGCAGCUAACGGCUAACAACAUGGAGGCGUUUCUGAAGAGCUGCUGCAGAGCCGUGAAGGAGAACCAGGGUUCAGGGUUCCACGUGGUUCUGGGGAACGAGGCCUGCGACCUGGACUCUAUGGUCUGUGCUCUGACCUACGCCUACCUGCUGUCCCAGACCUCAGGUGAGGACAGACAGGUGGUUCCUCUGCUGAACAUCAGACAGGUGGAGUUUCCUCUGCGCUCCGACAGUGUCCUCCUGCUGCAGCAGCUGCACCUGUCCUCAGACCUGCUGCUGUUCAGAGACCAGCUGGACCUGCAGGACCUGAACCAGGCCGGGAGACUGAGGCUCACUCUGGUGGACCACAACGUGCUGCCCAGUUCAGACAGUGACCUGGAAGGGGCGGUGGUUCAGGUGAUCGAUCAUCACCGGCUGGAGAGACGGCCCUCCCCUACCUGUCCCGUUACCGUGGAAAUAGUGGGAUCCUGCGCUACCUUGGUCACUGAACGCAUCAUCAAGGAAGCUCCACAGAUCCUGGACCUCCAGGUCGCUCACAUGCUCUACGCUGCAGUGCUGCUGGACUGUGUGAACAUGUCUCCCUCUGCAGGUAAGGUGACCCCCCAGGACUCUGCAGUGUUUGCUGAGCUGCAGCUGCGUUUCCCUGAUCUGCCUCAGAGAGAGGAUCUGUUCCAGAGGCUGCAGGACGCCAAGUUCAGUGUCUCAGGUCUGAGCACGGAGCAGAUGCUGAUGAAAGAUAUGAAAGCUGUUACAGGAAGUCUCAACGUGGCGAUCUCUGUCCUCUACAUCACCCUGCAGGACUUCCUGCAGGGGGCGGAGUUGGAGGCGGAGCUUUCUGCCUUCUGUUUGAAGUUUGGCUUUGACUUCCUGGUACUGAUGACCAUUUCCUUCAGUGAGAGCCAGCAGCCAAUCAGAGAGCUCGCUGUGUUCAGCCACAGCCACACCUGCAGGCAGCAGGUGGCUGUGUACCUGGAGCAGGCCCGUAGCCCCGCCCUGAUGCUCUGUCCAAUCAGAAGCCCCCAUCCUCACAUCUCAGCCUAUCAGCAGG
Molecule: messenger RNA, 1686 nt
Organism: Trematomus bernacchii (emerald rockcod)
Lineage: Eukaryota; Metazoa; Chordata; Actinopteri; Perciformes; Nototheniidae
Gene: prune1
Product: prune exopolyphosphatase
Cellular component (GO): cytoplasm
Molecular function (GO): exopolyphosphatase activity
Source: RefSeq, a predicted model, not a curated record